Messenger RNA from Sarcophilus harrisii (Tasmanian devil), 9557 nucleotides. RefSeq names its product NACC family member 2 (gene NACC2). The record is from RefSeq and is a predicted model, not a curated record. Gene Ontology annotation, molecular function: DNA-binding transcription factor activity, RNA polymerase II-specific; protein binding; RNA polymerase II cis-regulatory region sequence-specific DNA binding. NCBI's taxonomy places the organism in Eukaryota, Metazoa, Chordata, Mammalia, Dasyuromorphia, Dasyuridae. The transcript is spliced from 6 exons. Bases 681 to 2423 code for a protein of 580 amino acids. Gene Ontology annotation, biological process: regulation of transcription by RNA polymerase II.
CCCUGGAGGAGUUAAGCAGGGGCGAUGCCAACCCUGCAGACUGUUUGGAAUAGUUUAAAUGCUUUGACACUCUGGAUGUACUAGAUGGCAGGGGAGGCAGUUUACUGGGUAAUUCAUAUGCAAAACUGCACUAUAAAUUUAAAGCCUGUCUCAGUUGCCGUGGCACCACUAAGCAUUUCAUCAGCGUACAGUACAGUAUUUCUGCCAUCUUUGUUUGCAUUGCAGUGAGUCAUCAAAAGUCUGUCUUGUACCAACACUCGGAGCCGUGCAUUCCUCUGGCUCUGAGAUUUCGCUGUUUUUAAAGCUUCAGUUUGAAGUUGGCAUUUACUCCGGGUCCCUAAUCAAAGACGGCUAUUCAUUCCCCAGAGCAGCCUGAAUGUUCAUCUGCAUCCGGCCUGUUCAUUUAGAUGCCGUUCGCUGCCUGGGAGAUUGGACUGGCUAAUAUAGCCUCAGCUCCAGUAGAUACAAACGGAGGGCUGGAGACUUCCCCCCCUCUCCCCCUGCUGCCCCUCCACCCUGAGUGCACGCUUUCCUCCGUUUGCUGCAGUUCCCGUAGAGGCACAAGUCACUUAGCCAGCCUUUGGCGGUGACAACCUACAGUCCCGCGCUAUCCUAAGAUGUGCCCUUCUUUGGAACCAGCUGUGUUGAAUGUCUAAGGUGUCCUGGCUCCUUGCCCAGUCAUGUCCCAGAUGUUGCACAUAGAGAUCCCCAAUUUUGGGAACACUGUCCUGGGUUGCCUGAAUGAACAGCGCCUGCUGGGGCUCUACUGUGAUGUCUCCAUUGUCGUCAAAGGGCAAGCCUUCAAGGCUCACCGUGCGGUCCUGGCGGCCAGCAGCCUUUAUUUCCGGGACUUGUUCAGUGGAAACAGCAAGAGCGCCUUUGAGCUGCCCGGCACAGUGCCCCCUGCCUGCUUCCAGCAGAUCCUCUCCUUCUGCUACACCGGGAAGCUCAGGAUGGCAGCCAGCGAGCAGCUCGUGGUGAUGUACACGGCCGGCUUCCUGCAGAUCCAGCACAUUGUGGAGCGGGGCACAGACUUGAUGUUCAAGGUGAGCUCGCCCCACUGUGACUCACAGACCGCCAUGAUCGAGGACACCAGCUCGGAGCCCCAGAGCCCCUGCAACCAGCUGCAGCCCGGCCCUGCACCCUAUGUCAUGUCCCCCUCUGUGCCCAUCCCGCUUCUCACCCGUGUGAAGCAUGAGAACCUGGAGCUCCAGCCGGCAGCGGGCCCAGGCCUGUCUGCCAAGCGGCCCCUGGAAGCUGGGGCCCGGGAUGGCUCGGGGGGCGGCGGGGCGGCAGUGGGCGGGGCGGCUCCUCUGAAGCUGUCUCGAGUCUCGUACUAUGGGAUGCCCAGCCUGGCCACUCUCAUCCCCAACAUCCAGCAGGUACAGUACUCGCAGGGUGAGAGGACCAGCCCCGGGGCCAGCAGCCUCCCCACCACAGACAGCCCCACCUCCUACCAUAAUGAAGAAGACGAGGAGGACGACGAGGCGUACGACACCAUGGUGGAGGAGCAGUACGGCCAGAUGUACAUCAAGUCCACAGGCAGCUACUCAGUGCAAGAGAAACCAGAGCAGAUUCCUCUGGAGAGCCGCUCUUGUGUCCUGAUCCGAAGAGACCUGGUAGCCCUUCCUGCAAGCCUCAUUAGCCAAAUCGGUUAUCGCUGCCACCCUAAGCUCUAUUCAGAGGGUGACCCUGGUGAGAAACUGGAGCUUGUUGCAGGCUCUGGAGUCUACAUUACACGGGGCCAGUUGAUGAACUGUCACCUCUGUGCCGGUGUGAAACACAAAGUCUUACUGAGAAGACUCCUUGCUACUUUCUUUGAUCGGAAUACUCUAGCCAACAGUUGUGGGACUGGAAUCCGGUCUUCCACUAGUGAUCCUAGCCGGAAACCUUUGGACAGCAGGGUCCUUAAUGCCGUGAAAUUAUAUUGUCAGAAUUUUGCCCCAAGCUUUAAGGAGAGUGAAAUGAAUGUUAUAGCUGCAGACAUGUGCACCAAUGCUCGUCGAGUUCGCAAACGCUGGCUACCCAAGAUCAAGUCCAUGCUGCCCGAGGGGAUGGAGAUGUAUCGAACCGUCAUGGGCUCCACGACUGCAAGUGUGCCCCUUGAGCCCGAGUUCCAGGCCACAACAGCCCAAGUAUUUGAGCAGAGAAUCUACGCAGAGCGGAGGAAUGAUGCCGCCACCAUUGUGGCUCUGAGAACUAACACAGUCAACGUAGACCUGAGCAGUGCUUCCAACCCACCGUUCGAGCCAAGCGAAGAGGCCGAUGGUGCUGGCUCGGUCAUCCAGGAGGUGGCUGGGCCAGAGCCCCUGCCCUCAGAUAGCCAAAGCACUCCCCAGUCUUUUGAACAAGGUCCUGCCAGCACCAGCAGGCCGGAGACACCAGUGAGAAGACAAGAUGGUACUUAUGGAGGGACUUUGUAAAGAUACCUAAAGAAAAGGAAAAAAAAAAAUCUGUGACUUAUAAGGGAUCUAAAUACUAAAGCUGCUUGCAUGCAUACUAAUACAAAAAAAAAAAUGUGAUCAAGCCACUUACCUACUGAACUGCUACUGUUGCCUGAAAAAAAUGUGAUUUUUAUUCUGCUUGUAUUUAAAAUUUAUGAAGGAAAUAAUCGCAUUCGUUAUACUGUAAAUGAUUAGGUCAGUGAUGGCCUAUUUAAAAGAGAGUUCCCGGGCUCUAUAUUUUUUUUUUUUUUUUUUUGAUACUCCUGAGGUUAGACUCUAAACUUGCAGAUUUUCUCCCCCCCCUUCCUUACAAGGGGAUGGGGUGAAGGAGGACUGAGACAUCCCCUCCCAUGGUUCCUGCACCCAGGUCCUUUCCAUCCCUUUCUUCCCAGCAUAGAACUAAAGCCAUUGUUAAUUCCUCCUUGCUCUAUAGAAGGUUGUGACACAACUGAGGAGGCAUACGUUUUGGGUGGUCAGAGAAUGUCUGGCAGUUCAAAGACCCACAGGACUUGGCAGGUGGUUGACUGGAGGCGCUUCAUUUAACACUCCAUUCCUAACUAAUAGUGGCCCUCAUCUUGAGGGUCUUUGAGUGCUUUAGCUGGGGAUGGAUGUUGGGGUUGGGAAGGCUGGGGGGCAGGCAGAGAACUUUCCCCAGGAAGUCUUCCUAAGUCCCCUCCCUGCCCCCAUUCCCGUCCCCCAUCCCCCAAAUGAGAUUCUCUUUCAGUGUCAGCAUUAGCCAUGGUUCCAUAUUUGUGUUUCUCAUGCAUGUGCUUUUGGGGGGGGGGGGGGGGCGCAACAGCAGGGUAUAGGGGGUGGUGGUGGGUAUUAUUGGUAUUCGCUUAUUUGGACAUGUUGGUUGGUACUGAUUUGGUGUAUGUGAAUAUGUGGAGACUUCUUAUUGGUCCCCUCCCUAUUGGAUCCCUAUUUCUCUUCCUACUGAAUGAGGUACCACUCAAUAGAGCCCUCAGUGAGUUAGUCUUCUGAGUUGGUUCUUACAACUCCUUCCCCCUUCUCCCUCCCUCAUCUCCUCCCCUUCCCCCUGAAAACAAAAAACAAAACAAAAAACCUGUGCAUUCUUUCUCUUCUCAUCCCUCAACAUGAAGCCCCAUUUUCAUGAAUCUGAGGGACCAUUUGCUUGGUGGUGGUCACCCCAGAGGACUUGGGGGAGCCAUGAUGAGUAUAGGAGCUACCUGAGUGGUAGAAAUGGUCAAUGGCAUGGCCCUUCUUACAUUCCACUUUGAGCUCCCAUGAUCUCUUUAAGUAAGAGUGAGUUUAAUUUGAAGAGAUGGACUCCAGAGAAUCUGCUUCCUCCAAUAGGAGGAAGUAAGAAAGAACAGGCAUCAAAAGGGAAUAGUCCAUCUCUUACUUUUCUUUUUCAUGUGGAAUUGUUUUGUGACUGUCCUGGAAGUGUUUGAAUUAUGUAAGAACUCAUGCUCUGUGAUAAAAAGGAAAACUUCACUUCCCAAUUUCUUUGUCUUCCAUUCUCCCACCCUUAAAUAGACCAAAUUUUUGGGAAUGAAGCUUACUUAGCCUUGUUUGUUGUCCAUUGUUGACCAUUGGCUUUGAGAGGCAGAAAGCUUUUUCCAGUGUAUCAGUUGUUGCUGAUAGCCAGACCACAUGGCUUCCUAUGACCUCUGCAGCAGGAAGAAGUUGAGAGAGGCAGGGACUGGGUUGGGAAAGUCAGGGAAAGGGCCAGAAUUAGGGAGAGGAAAAAUGUGUGUCUGACAUUUUUCUUAUCCAAUGGUAAAUCCUUGUCUCCCAUAUCUUUUUGAAGAGGGCUUCCAUUGCUAGUACUCUCACUAGAGGGCAGUUGCCUUGCCCUCUACUGGGACUGUUUGGCCAGGAAACAAGAUAAUCCUUUGCCUGUGUAGAUUCCCAGCUCAGGGGAUCUGGAAUGUGUGUAGGUGCUUGUGGAAGUAGUGACAGUGAGAUGGGGCUAGUGCUCUGUGGAGAGAUCCAUGAGUCCUCGUGGGUAGGGGAGAACAGAGUCCCCCAAUCUCUUCUCUCUUUUUUUCUCUUCUCCCCCCUCCCCGCCCCCCACCACUUCUUGGUGCACUUUCUCCUCUCUUCUCUCCCCCUCCCCCUUUUUUUUUUCCCCCUCCCUUACUCCCUCCCACCACUACUAUGGAUCCUAAAGCCAUAGCAUGGUUUUGACUGAAUCCAAUGCUCAAUAUGUGCCAAUAUUUUCUCUCCAUCAUAAUUACUGCCUUGAGGUUACAUUGGUGGUUAGGUGUAAGUGUAUGUCCAAUUAUGUGGGAUUCAGAAAUGGAGAUAGGAAUAUUAAGCAGAAACUGGAUUGGUGAAUGAUCAUACACUGUGUUACUUGUGUUAUAGCCAAUGGGGAUCCUAUGGUGUUUAUAAAGAAGAAAUACCAGACUGUUUCCCUGGUGUGAAAGUGGUGCUUAAUACUAGCGUUGUUGAUGCUUUUGAGAUGAAGGUGGUAAUAGGUAGAAUGUUGUGAAAAGUCAAUACAAGAGACUGUUGUUUUACUUUAAUUUUCUGAGAUUGAAAUAUGCUCUCUUAGCAAUUCAGUUUUUUAAAGCAAGGGAAAAAUAACUAGUGCAAGAUCCACACAAAUAGUCACUGGUCUGUGACCUCCUUUGUGUUUGUGGUUCACAGCACUUCAGUUUUUCUUUUUUUUGGAGGAUGCAGAAUAUUCCCUUCUUCCUUGUCCCAAUGAAAAAGAGGGUUCAGGGUGCAGCUUUCCCAUCUUGGGUCAUUGUUUAUUUAGCCAGAUAUUUGACACUUUAUCUUUCAUAGAAAAUGCUCACUUGCUUUCUUCCUGCUUGCCCCCCAAAUCUCUUCCCUACUUCAUAUCCCUUCAUAUUUAAAUAAAAACAACCCACAUACUUGGGUUUUUACUUCAUCUCCCAUCCUGGGCAGUUAUGCAUUUCCAGAGUCUUUCCAGUGGAUUCUGACAGGCUUCUUAAUGGGAAGAAGGGAAGGACAGGCUUUCAUAUUCCCGUCUUUUUUUUUUUUUUUUUUUUCAGAUUCCAACACCCCUCUAAAAAUGAACCAAACUUAGAAGAAGAGAGGGCCUUUUCAGCUCAAGAUGUCACUUUAUCUUAUUUAUUAACAUAUGAUAGCUUUUAAGCAGGAUUCACAUUAUCCUUUGAUUCUUGAACAUUAUUUCCACUCCCUACUUGCAUGGCUGAGAUCAUAAAAACAGUUUAAAUCGAUCUCAACAAAGCUGGCUUCCUUGCUUUGCCCCUACCCUCUGUAUGAAGUCUCUUAUGCCCUGCCUUCCCUUGAAUGCUCAGAAAGUCUGAAUCUUUAUUCUUUUCUAUCAUCGGUGGAGCUAUGUGGGGUAGGAAAUCGUAUGGGGUACUAUAUAAGCCAUCAUCAGACAUUGCCAUUCAGUGUCAGUGCCCCAGUCAGUGUGGUGAGUACAUGCAGGCUUCUGAGCUUCUCAGCUUACUCAUGAGUAACUCUAUGCUCAAUGCUCUAUGUUCAUCUUCUUCUCAUCAUUAGCCACUCCGGCCCUUUUAGGAGCUCAGGCUAUCCUUUUCCUUUCAGGGCCCCAGGCAUUGGGAAUAGGAAUCAUUUGAAAGAGUUCUAGAAGACUCUCCAGGCAUGGGAAAAAGUGUGACUCAGUUAUGGUUAAGUCUUGACUAGGUUGGGAAAUCAAAAUCCCCAUUCUUGUACAUGUGUAGGGAAUACAUGGUUAUUUUUGCCAAAUAUUUUUGAGGCUACUGAAAGGGAUCUGAGACUUGAAGGGGGGGAAAGAGUCUUAGGUCAUGUGAAGUGUGUAAAUAUUGGCUUAGAGAUGAGAUAGGAGUCCCUUUCCCUCUGGGUUGGACUGGCAUGUAUUUUAAGAACAGAGAAAAUGGGUUACUAUAUUUUUCCUUUCUGCCUUUAGGGUGAGAGUCUAAGGAUAAUUUCCAGUCUACAAUGUCCUAAAACUACCCAGUGUUCUUUCAUUUUUAAAAGUAAGUUAAAGCUUUCCCACUUCAUUCCUGCCACAAUGGCACUUUUAAUUUUGAGUUUUGCUUGAGAAACAUUCAGAACUGAGAGAUGUGAUAUUUAGGUGAAUGAAAAGAAUUUUAUCCAUCAAGAAACCAUCAUAAGAAAAAUCCAAGAUGGUGGUCACACCCAAGAGAGCCAAGAAUGGAUAAAGCUAUGGAGUUAUAAAUAGUGGCUGAUUUGAGCAGAAUAGGUGAAAGAUUAGUGGUUAUAUCAGAGAAGAUUGUAGGUUGCACAGAUAAAAUUGAUCUAUUUUUUUAUAUCUAGCACAACUUCCUAGUUUUUCUUUUUUCAUUUUUCUUUUUCUUUUUGUGUGUGUGGUUUUUUUUUUGGGGGGGGUGUUCUGGGUUAAGACAGAAUUUGUUACAACUUUUAAAAUGUGAAUGGGUUUUGAGCUCUCCCUUUUUCUCUGGGUCAGGGUGAGUGUUUUGCACUAAUGUUUCCUGUGUGUAGAGGAUUAAUGAUAUGUUUGAAAAUGUAUAUGGGAUGAUGAUUGUAUCCUUUGAGGAAAACCAAUCCCUGAAGAUACUGAAUGUAAAGUGAAACCGAAGCAGUCCUUGGCUUUCAUGGGGCUUUCCAGAGUGCCUUAGAAUUUUUUGGAUCAUUUUUUCCCAAGGAAAACAUAUUUUCAAAAUCAGACCAUCUUUCCCUCUCCUUUGUUUACAACACUAUCAAUUCCAGAAUCGGGGGCUGCUUUGUCAUGUGAAUAUGAAACUGCAUUUAUUUAGAUCUGCUAGAACAAAAGAGGAAAAAAAAAACCCCUCAGUAUUUAUGAUAUGUCUGCACCUUUAUUCUUACAUUUGACUAUUAGCAAUAUGCAUAUAAUAUAUCUAUAUUCUAUUAUAUACCUAAAUUAUAUCAAGCACCUUUUUGAGGAAUAAAAUUUUAAAAAAGGUAGACUGAACAGAGUUUGAGCUAAAGUUACGUGCAGUUGCCACAAUAGGCCAGACAUCUGCUCCUGUCCUAAUUGAUGUAACUUAAGGACUCAAAAAUUAGUCCCAAAAUCACUAGGGCAUUGAUAUCAGGACAUUGCUUACUUAGGCCCACCAUGUGCUGGACCCCUUUGCAAUUCUUGUUUGAACACAAGGUUGUAAAAGGGCACAGAGGGAACAGCUGGACCAGUGGUGAGCAAACACUAAAUCACAAUUGUCCAUUAAAGAUAGCAGAUACUGCUGGCUUUGUGUUGAGGUUCUCUCGGAACUUGAAUUCUCUCUAUUGUUUUCUGCCCUGUCUCUGGUGUUGCCUGAGAGGUCUGUUUGUGUUUGUUCUUUGUUUUUUUGGGGGGUGUAUGUGUGUUUUCUCCCUCUUAACUUUGGUGUAGGUUCUGUGAGAAAAAAUGGGGGGGGGGAGUGGAGGGCAAAUGGGAGUGGAAACUCUAAGCUUUGGAGACCUACUUAAUUGUAUGUAAGAUUUUGUGUGUAUGUUUAUAUGUAUGUGUGGGUGCAUGUGUGUGCUUCUGUGUCUCUUGUGAUAACAGAAGCAGGAUAGUGUUCUGGACCUCCCCUGUCUGUUCUCUUUGUCGUAUUAUGAAAAAAAUUUCCAUCUAUACCUAAUCCCCUCCCUUUUUUGUGAUUCCCUGUGUUAAUAGUGUCAAAGGCUUGGAUUGGGAUUCUCCCCUAAAAUAAUAAUAAUCUGGGUUUUGGGGUCAUAACUUAUUGAGUAUGUGUUUAUUUUUCUUUCCUAAAUUCUUUUUCAGUAUUCAUAUUUAGUGCUAUGAUGAAGGUGCUGAAUAAAAAUUCUGAGAUCGAGGAGGGUGGGGAAAGGUUAGACAAUAGUAACAGAACCUUUCUUUCCCCGUCCCUUUAAGGGUUUAGAGAACCUUAUAUGGGUAGCCUUAAUAGUUGAUUCCACUGACCCAUUGAGACCAAGUAUUUCUAAUCCUUUGGGUUGCUUAAGGAAGGCUCUUAGUCCUGGGCUUGUCAGUCCAUCCAGGGGAGUGAUAAAGGUGAACUGUGAUGGUGCUCAGGCUUUUUGACAGCCCAUUAUAUUUGGAAUUGCUUCCCUAUUUAACCCAUGUUUAAAGGACCAUAGCUUUCUAGAUAGGUUACUCUGUGAGGCCCUGCUGCCUCUCCCCAGUCAUUUUAUCGUUCGGGUUCUGUUCAGAUGGAUUAUUUUUAUGGAAAUCGCUUGCUGCAAGUGGGGAAGGGCCUAUGGUCCAUUAACCAACUGAAAACGCAGAGACAACCUCUGUUUGCUUCCACUGGCAGUAAAUCGUAAACACAGAAUUGAGAGUUCAUAGCUGUCUUGGGCUUUAACUACUGUUUCAAAAUGUCCCUGCUGUAUAAAUUUGUCAUUAUGUCAGUGAGCAAGCCCCAAAUGUGUGUAUUACCAUACCAGAGAUAUUCAGGGCUGGGUACAAGAUGUUUCUAAAAUUGAAAAGGUUUUUUUUCCUUUUUUUAAUAAAAAAGGAAAAAAUAUUAUGCAGAAAUCUAAAGCACUCAAAUUGGAAAACCUUCUCAUGUUCUGAUCAGUUGCUUCCAUUGUCAGCAUUUUGCACAUUAUUGUGAUUUUUAUGUCAAAAAAGACCAAAACUUGCAAUACUAUUUUUAGCAGACAAAAAAAAAAAAAAAAAACCUAAAGUAUAAAUGUAUAAAUAUUUUUGACUUGAAGAUUUGGAUGGCACUUGACUCAAAUAGAACAUUAAUCCUUUGGACAGAAUGUUUGGGAAAAAGAGACUUUAAAAAGUAGGUGGUUGUUUUUAAAAUUUAAAAAAAAAAAUGGAGUCUGUUUAGGGUAGUAAAGUAGUACUGUAAUUCAUGACUGUUAAAAAAAAGUUGAGUAUAAUAAAUUACUCUGGAUGGGCAAUUUCACAAUGCCACAGAGUCACAUUUCAGCCACAAAAAAAUGCUAGUUUUUUGUUUUUGUUUUUUAAGAACAGAAAAAAAAAGGUUUUGUUGUUUCUUCACAAGUAUUUAUGUGUUGUUACUCUGUAUACUUAAGACUGUUACUUUUUAGCCAUGGCUGACAUAUUAUACCAGUAACUAAAAUGACAUUGAACAGCCGACCAAGGAAACCCUGAGAGUUUGAAGUGUGCUCAUAGCUGUCUCCAUCAGAUGCAAAAUCCAUGAAGGAGGAUAUGAUCAUUAAUUGUAAAACGCUUUGUAAAAUUCACAUUUACAAAAUAAUAAAGUCGAUUCCAAUUCAAACUUC